CUCUUCCUUUUGCUAGCCGGAUUGCCUUUUGCAAUUCUCAAUUUGAAGCAUAGCUCUUUCCAGCGUGGAUUUUUCUGUAACGACGAUUCCAUCCGCUACCCGUACAAAGAAGACACAAUUUCUUAUCAGUUGUUAGCGGCCAUAGUGAUACCGCUCAGUAUUAUUAUUAUCAUUUUAGGAGAGGCAUUGUCGGUAUAUUAUAAUCAGGUGCAGUCUAAUGGCUUUAUCAGGAAUCAGUAUGUGGCAACCCUUUACAAAGCCAUCGGGACUUUCAUCUUUGGAGCCGCCGUAAGCCAGUCACUGACAGAUAUCGCCAAGUACACUAUAGGUCGCCUCAGGCCUCACUUUCUGGAUGUUUGCAAACCCAAUUGGUCCAAGAUCAACUGCAGUGCCGGCUACAUUGUGAACUUUGCCUGUGAAGGGGAUCCUGUGAAGUCCAGCGAGGCCCGGUGAGUGCAUUGUAUU
Staurois parvus is the source of this 465-nucleotide messenger RNA. NCBI's taxonomy places the organism in Eukaryota, Metazoa, Chordata, Amphibia, Anura, Ranidae. The record is from the annotation of a GenBank genome assembly.